AUGCCCGACAAGCGCCAGCAGCCUGAUUCACCUCCUACCGCCUCGCAACGCCAGCCAAAAAGGAGAAAGUCAAACGCGUCUGCACCUGCGUAUUGGGAUGGUCUGUCGAAAAUUUGGUUAACCAAAAACGCAUUAAGAGAAUUGGAUCGAAGAAACGUCUAUUCCCAAUUGCCUCAGAACCACAGACCUGUUACUCGACUCUUCCAAGCCACAACAAAGACUGAAUUGUUUCAGUUUGCUCCUGAAUUCAUCCGUGCUUGCCCGCUCAAUUGUCGAAGGCGAUUAAAGAGUAUGCCCUGUCCCCAAAGAAGGAAGCGUCAUGCAGAAUCUCUUCUAUUGUCAAUCUCUAAAGGCAAGAGAACAACAGCAGAAACUUCAACCGCUUCGGCCUAUAGUCAGAACUUUCAACAAAAUUUAAUUGAUCAUGGAAUUUAUCUGGAUGACUAUGAAUUUCCCAAUGGCAAUGUUCCUUCUCAGCCAAAUAAUUUUGAUGAGAUAGUUGAAAGAUUGGCUCGACUGCAACCUUCUCUUUCACCAUCAAAAUUCUCUGAUGAGGAUUUCAAAAAGUUCAAGCGGGCAAAUACAAAUGCAUCUAAGGAGAGACUGGUCACAACUUCAGUUAUUCCAAUCAUUGAGGGUGAAAUCAGCAAUUCUAACUGUGUUGGGGGUGAUUACCCAUUCCAAAAUCUUGCUCCCUUGACUGAUGGCAUGCUAGCUUCAGCCAAACCUGAUCACUUCUAUGGUGCUCGCCCCGAACAACUCAAUCACCAAAUCCGCAAUCAUCUUAGUCACCAUAUUAUUCCGUCAACCCAAGAUGAUCUUCCAAUCGUGCCAAACUUCUUUUUAGAGGCGAAAGGCCCUGACGGUUCUCUCGCCAUAGCUACACGGCAGGCAUGUUAUAAUGGUGCACUGGGUGCCCGGGGUAUGCAUUCUCUACAAUCCUACCAGCAAGAUGGACCGAUCUACGAUAACAAUGCGUACACUCUUACAUCGACUUACCAUGGUGGUCAACUAAAGAUGUACACUACCCAUAUCACGCGGCCUAAAGACGGCGAGACUCAUCCCGAGUAUAUCAUGACCCAACUCAAUACAUGGGCCAUGACCGGCAACCGAGAGGCCUUUCAGCAAGGCGUAUCUGCAUACCAGAAUGCUCGAGAUUGGGCAAAGGAAACCAGAGACAAAUUCAUUCGAGCAGCAAAUGAGAGGCUCUCCCUGGCAUGCUCCCAAGAUUCUUUCUCCCGGCAGCAGCUGCUUUCUGAGUUGACGCCUGUCCUGGAUGAUUCUGAUGGGCCAACUGAAUCUGGCGAGUAUCAAGAUGCUCAACGGAGUUUCGCCAUCCCAGUUGAACGCGGAGAAGAAGAUCACAGGAAGCUUAGAAGGCCGAGGAUCCGUGCGAGCGAGUCUCUUGCUACGACCGGCGACGUCGUCAGCCAUACAACUAGCGAUAAAGCCCCUAGACUCCAAAACUGA
Molecule: messenger RNA, 1470 nt
Organism: Uncinocarpus reesii 1704
Lineage: Eukaryota; Fungi; Ascomycota; Eurotiomycetes; Onygenales; Onygenaceae
Exons: 2
Coding region: 1-1470 (489 amino acids)
Source: RefSeq, a predicted model, not a curated record